Messenger RNA from Vavraia culicis subsp. floridensis, 306 nucleotides. RefSeq lists its product as uncharacterized. The transcript has a single exon. Lineage: Eukaryota; Fungi; Microsporidia; Pleistophoridae. Bases 1 to 306 code for a protein of 101 amino acids. The record is from RefSeq and is a predicted model, not a curated record.
AUGCCGUGUCUUUUAGGGCAAAUUGUUGGACUGAACUAUGAAAAUAUAAACCAUAUGAAUUACAGUACGGCAUAUUUACGUCUACUGGAACGGAUUAACACGCAAAACUUAAUGCCGAAAUGCACUCAUGUUCCUCAAAAAACUGAAUACCAUGUGAAUUGCUUUUUGAAAUGCAGCAAUGGUUCCCUUGGCACGGAUAUGAUGGGCAUCCAAUGCCGGUGUGGGAACACGCUAUAUUUUGCUCCCUGUGGCAGAAAAAGUACUGACGUAGUUUCGUUGAAGAAUACCCCACAAUUACACACAUAA